GCCUGGUCCACGACGCCCGCAAGCUGCCCGCGUUCCGUCGUCUGACGCCUGAGUAGAGCCAGGCCGAGUAAAGCUGCUGUCUUGUGACUGAGCUUGCUGGGGGUGGGACCAAGGUUGAGCAUGGAGCUUGUGGCCAGCACCGCCAGUGCUGUAUCAACGCCAGCUCCCCGGCGGGGGAGACGCGAGAAGCCAUGGCCGCCCGGCAAGCAGAAGAAGCUACUGCGGCUUUAUGUGUGCACUCAGAGCGAGCGCCUACCGCUCGUGCGCAUCCUCGAGCGCCUCAAAGAAAAGGACGGCUCGUUUGAUCCAAGGCAGCGCAACUCACACAAACACCUGAAGAACCUUCUUCCGGACCGCAGGAUAGACGACUGGAGGCCGAGGGAUCUGGCAACAAUGCUCAUCCGCGUGCGGUUUCUGAGGUCAGUGAGGGCCGAGCGGAGGAUCAGGAACAGGAAAUUCCGUCGCCGGCUCGAUCCAACACGGUCGCACGCGUUCUUGCCAGUAGAAGCCGCCGAGAUGCCCGUCACCCGCAUGUCCGUCGAUCAACCGCCACCCAUCGAACAGCACGUAGCUUUGUCCACCGACAGCUCGGCCACCGACAGCCCGGUCACCGUCAAGCAGUCCGAGUCACUGGGGUCGACACCCCAAGCGAUCAGCGCCAGUUCGCCUUCCGACACAUAUCUUCGCCGAGAUAAAUCACCCUCGCGCGCAUCCUCGACCUCACCAUCCACAAGAUCUGCCAAGCGGAGAUCAUGGGCUUCGGUGCUCUCGAGUAUCUCGUCCGGGAUCUCCAGCUUGGCCCGCUCCUCUUCCUCGGCAUCUUCUAAGGGGGUCAAUCUGCAUCCGCCCGGCGCUAACACGGCGCUCAGUAGAAUGACGCGUGAAGAGUUCCUUACUACGCUCCGGGAGAAGCCUCGGAAAGGCAUCAAAGUCAACAGCACGCCCGCCAUGGGCCUGUUCAAGACCAAGUAUUCCACCGUGAAACCCACGACAGAAGAGCUCAAUGCCGCGUUGGUACGAAUGUGCUGUGCCGCGUACGUCGGCAGUAGCUCGGGCUGCGCACACGAACGCCUGUCAAGAGCCAUCGACGCCCAGAGGACCGAAGGACCCGACUUCGUCAAGUUUCGCGUCACCGAUGAAGAGGCGAACAUGGUGGACAAGUUCGGAAACUCGCUGCUCCACGUGGCGGCACGAUGGGGAGCCCGCGUCUCCCUCCUGAACCUGAUCCUUCGACACACGGACGAUGUGCAGAUGGUCAACCACCGCGGCGAGACAUUCCUCCAUGUUUUCGACCCGCCGGAAAAUCCCCGUAUGAGGCCGGUGUCAUUCCUCAACCUUAUCCGAAACCUACGGUCACGAGGCUUCGAUUUCUGCCACCGAGACGUUGAGAAGCAAACUUUCCUGCACCAUCUCGUUGCCAGGAGGGAAUUUCCCAUCGAGACGCUGUAUUAUGUCUUCCGGGAGGUUGGACACGGGGCUGCGCGGUUUCUGGUCGCGAAUAAGUCGGUCAACGGUGAGCGGUUAUGGCACAGCGUCCGGAUAAAUCUGGAAAGGACAGCACCAAAACUGCAUCGCAUAUUCGGCGACGAAGUAGAAUUCGUUCGCCGCUACGUCCCCGAAUUCUCCGCCGAGCCGAACGCCCCAUCGACGGCCGACACGUCCACCAUCGGCUCCGACAGCUUAGCAUCCAUCCACCCGAACGAGACGGCCUACUACCCGAACCUCAACAUCCCUCUCGACCCGCACGAGAGCAACGCCCAGAACGUACGACGAACGCCGCUGAUGAAGCUUCUCCGCCGCGCCGCCGCAGGGAGGGGGAUGACGGAUCAGGAGCUGACGACGAAGCUGGAGAAUCUGCUCGAGAACGCGUCGAAACACCCCGAGUUCGACAUGCAGAACUACUUUGGGAAGCGGGACACCGAGGGCAACUCGGCUUUACACUACGCAUCCGAGUUCGGCCUCGUCCCGGCCGUGCAGUUCCUCUGCACCAAAGGCGCCGGCGUCAACGUGUUCAACAACUGCGGCAACACGCCGCUGCAGCUGGUGAAGUUUGCCAUCCAGCGGACCGACGUGCGGUCCGACAUCCACAUGGAGGCGCGGUACCUGCGCUGCGCGGUGCUCCUGCUCGAGCAUGGCGCGUUCGAUCAGAGCAAGCUGGUCAGCGAGCGCUCGGUGCUGUUUCCCUCUGGCGUGUUCGACGGGAGCGAACGGUCCAUCAACAACCUGGUCCGGCAGGGCGUGGCCAGCCAAUGCAAGGGCCUGCACCUUCUCACUUCGUCGGUCAGGCAUCACAGCCCGGCGUAUCUGCACGACCUGGAGCACCAGUUCGGGCAUGCACACCAUCGCCAUCACCAUCAUCACGUGCAUGGGCAUGGUCAUCAGCGAGGCGGUAGUGGGCCGAUGGGGAUGGAGUUGACGUUUCAGACGUCGGUUCUUUCCUCCUAGGGUUCGGUUGAGUCAGGGGUUAUUUCAGUUGUCUCUCGUCUGUAUCAAUACCACUUGGGAAGCGGCGGUGCAUAUGAGCGAUCCUUUUUUAUUAUCUUCAGGUCCUUAGACUCAUUGCUGUUUUGUCU
Molecule: messenger RNA, 2573 nt
Organism: Chaetomium strumarium
Lineage: Eukaryota; Fungi; Ascomycota; Sordariomycetes; Sordariales; Chaetomiaceae
Exons: 2
Coding region: 121-2445 (774 amino acids)
Molecular function (GO): protein binding
Source: RefSeq, a predicted model, not a curated record